Messenger RNA from Melanotaenia boesemani (Boeseman's rainbowfish), 1404 nucleotides. It is a transcript of the gene kcne4, whose product is annotated as potassium voltage-gated channel, Isk-related family, member 4. The record is from RefSeq and is a predicted model, not a curated record. Gene Ontology annotation, cellular component: membrane. Gene Ontology annotation, molecular function: potassium channel regulator activity; voltage-gated potassium channel activity involved in ventricular cardiac muscle cell action potential repolarization; transmembrane transporter binding. NCBI's taxonomy places the organism in Eukaryota, Metazoa, Chordata, Actinopteri, Atheriniformes, Melanotaeniidae. The transcript is spliced from 2 exons. The coding region runs from base 90 to 632 and encodes 180 amino acids. Gene Ontology annotation, biological process: potassium ion export across plasma membrane; regulation of heart rate by cardiac conduction; membrane repolarization during action potential.
CACAAGUGUCACAAGGAGACAGAAGUGGAUUUUCAUGAGACAAAGUUCUAUAGUUUGCACACUCGGUCCCACACAGUCUCCUAUAAAAGAUGGAGCAUCUUGAAAACUCAACGGCGUCAUCCAAACGCCUCAUCGUGCACAAUCUGAGCCCCGUGGAAACCCUGGCGGACACUGGCGAGGGAAACGCGUACUUCUAUAUUUUAAUCGUAAUGUGCUUCUACGGUGUCUUCCUCUGCGGAAUUAUGGUGGGUUAUUUCCGCUCCAAGACGAAGGAGAAAAGGAGAAUCAACAUUUUCACGCGCCUGCUGCACGAGGAAGAGCAACGGGAGUGGGGCGCAUUUCCCAAAAAGCAAAGCCUCACUUUUCCGGGCGCAAUCUCGGGGCUGCGCGGGGUUCAGGUGACCCUGCCUUUCUGCGGUUACCACGGCAACCAACUCGGGCACCCCCAUCACGAGGGCUUCCUGCCGUCUCCGCUCGCGUGCGUGCUGUGCACGGAACAGAGCAGCAUUAGUUCCCUGUGCUCCUCCGCGGACAUGCGUUUGACCAUAGAGGAGGAGUCGGACGGCGGCGCGGAGGGGCCGGAGGAGAACGGGAAGGGCAGGUCGGUGAGGAGCGGAGAUGAUUCGGGCUGAACGGAGAGAAAAAUAAAACCCCGCGGUACUGAUCCACUUCCUCUUCAAGAAAAAAAAAAAAAAAAAAAAAGAUUAAACACCUGGGGAGUAGGCUAAAGCAGGAGUCUCAUCAGAGGUCCAAAGAGGGCAGUGGAUGGGGCAAAAUUAUCAGCACUAACAGGACUUUUUGCACAUUUUAUAUCCGUUUGAAACCACACGCACACACGCAUCAGGUUAGGUCACAUGACAUGAGGAUUUGUAAUUUGAGUCAUGCACAUCCACAUUUUAGAGGAAGCCAUGAUGCUCAUGGUUAUUUGUUAUUUGUUGUCAGAACUCAGACAGUGGAUGCAGGGUAUAAAACCCAGCCACAGCAUGUAGAAGUGAAACAGAACAAAUGUUAAUGUAUCAUAAUUUUUCUGCUUAUGCGUGAUUCCUCCUCUUUGUGGUGGCCCCUCCCUGCUGGAGCCCCCACCCGGUUCGGGCUGAUGACUCAUCCUGCAGGGGGCCUGAAUGAAAGACUGGCUGGUUGAGCUUUUGGCUCUCAAAACGGAGAACUUGACUUGUUCUGACCCACCUGGUCUGAGUACCGAAACGUACCUGGAACCCACUUGAAAGGUUGUGAAACAAACUGUUUCUUGUGAUGGACUUUUAACUACACAAACAAUUAAAUAUGUUUACUUGGUGAAAGAGAUGCACUGUAGGCUAUAUGUGUGCGUGUUUGUCACAUUGUCAUGAUUAAUUUAAGAUGGAGCUUUUUCAAUGAUUAAAAACAAUAAAACCUGUGGAAAAGAAA